Dermacentor silvarum is the source of this 2937-nucleotide messenger RNA. RefSeq lists its product as uncharacterized. Gene Ontology annotation, molecular function: zinc ion binding; nucleic acid binding. NCBI's taxonomy places the organism in Eukaryota, Metazoa, Arthropoda, Arachnida, Ixodida, Ixodidae. The record is from RefSeq and is a predicted model, not a curated record. The transcript is spliced from 3 exons. The coding region runs from base 1 to 2937 and encodes 978 amino acids.
AUGGCAGCCGGUAGUCGCAUUCGAGAGUUCAACCUCAGUGAAAACUCGUCGUGGGUGGAGUAUGUCGAGCGCAUUGAGUUGUAUUGUGCAGCGAGCAAGCUCACAACGGGUGAGGACAAGCGAGCGGUGUUGCUCAGCUGCUGUGGCCCAGAGACGUACUCCCUCAUAGCCACUCUCGUGAAGCCGUCGCGACCGCCAAACGUGGACUACCAAGUCAUCGUUGAUGCAGUAAAGAAGCACGUCAACCCGAAGCCAUCUGAACUAUACGCGAGGUACGUCUUUUCUAAGCGAGACCAGCAAGAAGGGGAGGGCGUAGCCGACUAUGUCACUGCUCUGCGCAAGUUAUCCGAGAACUGUGGAUUUGGCGGAACAAAAUUUCCAUUUGAGGAAAUGUUGCGCGACCGGUUGGUUUUUGGAAUCUCGGACAAUGUGGUUCAACAACGAUUGUUGGCGGAAAAAAAUUUGACGUUCGAGACGGCAUAUGAAUUGGCAAUCACGGCAGAAGCAGCUGUCAAGCAGCAAAAAGUAAUUCGGAGCAACGCACAGGAGCCCGAAUUCCAGCAAGAGUUAACGUCGAAAGUAGAAAUGGAAGUCAACAAGAAGCAACCAGAGAGGCAGAGGGUUUGUUUCCGCUGUUUGGGAGCGCAUCCAGGAUGGCGUUGCAGAUACAAAGAUUCGGUGUGUUUCAACUGCGGCGGAAAGGGGCAUUUAGCCAAAGCAUGCCGAAAAAAGCCAGCGGAGGUGGAAGCGCAGCUCGAGGAUAACAAAAAAGCAGCGAAGAGCGAGUACGACGAUUUGUUCAGUAUCAGCCAAUUAAAAAGCGGGACGCCAAAGUACGUCAUCACUGUAGAGAUCGGGAAUGAAAUCGUGCCGAUGGAAGUAGAUUCUGGAGCGGCCAGGUCGAUUAUCAGUAUGAACGAAUUUCGGAAGCUGCAAGUGGCGAAGCGGAUCAAGCUGGACAAGUGCGACACGCAACUGGUGACCUGGACAAAGGAAGGUCUGGACGUGCUGGGAAAAGCGUCUGUGCCCGUGAAGUUCAAAGACCGAAAAUUUCAGCUGCCGCUACUAGUACUGAAGAACGACGGGAACGCUCUACUGGGCCGAAAUUGGUUCCAGCCAUUGGGAAUCAGCCUAACAGGUCUUCAUAACAUAAAGGUCGGACCUCAAGCGAUAAUGGAAAAAUUCGCAGACGUGUUCAGUGAAACAUUUCCAGGCGCAAAUCUGCCACGCAUCCACAUCGAACUAAAGAAGGCCGCCCAAGCCCGGUUCCUGAAGUGCCAGAGCAUUCCGUUUGCCAUGAAGGAGGAAGUAGUUGCUGAGUUAAAUCGCUUGGAGGAACUGGGAAUUCUAAAACCCACCCAAUAUUCAGACUGGGCAACGCCAAUCGUCGUGGUGCGAAAGAAGGACGGCUCCCUACGAAUAUGCGGAGAUUAUAGGAGCACGGUGAACCAGUCCGUAAAAAGUAAUGUAUACCCGUUACCCACAAGCAAAGAACUGUUUGCCCGAUUAGGAAGGGGGCGUGUUUUUUCCAAACUCGACCUGACGCAGGCUUAUCAGCAACUAUUAGUGGAUGAAGAAACGGCGGAGUUGCUCACGAUAAAUACCGUGCAAGGGCUGUACAGGGUUUGUCGGCUGCCGUUCGGCGUGUCCGUUGCCCCUGGGGUGUUCCAAAGAACCAUGGACAUGGUGUUGGCCGGAAUGCCGCAAGUAGCGGUAUAUCUGGAUGAUAUCCUGAUUGCCAGCGAGUCUAUCGAGGAACAUGAACGGAUGCUUGCCGAGGUCCUCAGCCGAUUGUCCAAAACCGGGCUCCGAGUUCAAGCGGCGAAGUGCGAAUUUUUCAAGGAGAGCCUUGAGUUUCUGGGGCAUCGAAUUGACGCUAAGGGCAUCUACCCCUCGAAAGCAAAGGUUGAGGCCAUCCACCAGGCUCCUGCUCCGAAGAACAAAAAGGAACUGCAAGCCUUUUUAGGUAUGAUCAAUUUCUAUAAUCGUUUUUUGAAGGGCAGGACAGAAGUAGCUGAAAAAUUGUAUCGGUUGUUGGAUAACAACGUACCAUGGAACUGGUGUUCAGAGCACAUGGAAGCGUUCGAGAGCCUGAAGAAGUUGCUGACCUCUAACUCGUUACUGGUGCAUUUUAUACCUGAUGCCCCAUUAGUGUUGUCAAGCGACGCGUCAUCUGUGGGAGUGGGGGCAGUUUUGUCUCACCGCGACAACGAAGGAAAUGAGCAGCCUGUGGCCUAUGCGUCUCGAACAUUAUCUAAGGCUGAGCGUAAUUAUGCUCAGAUCGACCGUGAAGCUCUUGCCGUGGUUUUUGGGGAGACUGAAGUACCGGGUGACAUACUCCUACUGGAAGCUGUGGAGUACCCUCCAGUGAGCGCACGAGAAGUGGCAGCGUACACCAGCACUGAUCCCCAGCUGUCCCAAGUGAAGAAAUGGAUCCUAGAGGGUUGGCCACGCGAGCGAGUAGCCCCGGAGUACUCUGCGUAUGAGCACUCUACGCCACACUCCGAAACCGGCAAAUCACCUGCAGAAGUCAUGCUGGGUCGGAACUUCAGGACGGCCAUAUCGACCCUUCAACGGGACGAGAGCGAAGCAAGAUGCCUGCUGCCGCCUCCACAACGUGGGUUCCUGCCGGGUGAUACUGUGUACGCGAGAAACUUCCGGCCCGGCCCCGAGUGGGUUCCUGGUCGUGUGUUGCGACGUUUGGGCCACGUCAUGUACGAGCUGCGGACUGCAGACGGUACUGUGCACCGACGCCACCGGGACCACGUGUGCCGAGCAUGGCACGAUGAGCCCGGAGGCCAUGAAACGUCGCCCUCUUUUGCGCUCCCGGAUACACCAAGCCCCACCCUGGGACCUGUCGGGCCUGAGACGCCGCAGCCUCUCAGGCGUUCCACUCGCCAACGCCGCCCAGUGCGACUUUACGGCAUCGAUGACUAA